This is a messenger RNA of Strongyloides ratti, 1443 nucleotides long. RefSeq names its product Protein AATF. The record is from RefSeq and is a predicted model, not a curated record. NCBI's taxonomy places the organism in Eukaryota, Metazoa, Nematoda, Chromadorea, Rhabditida, Strongyloididae. Gene Ontology annotation, cellular component: nucleus; nucleolus. The transcript is spliced from 2 exons. Gene Ontology annotation, biological process: regulation of transcription by RNA polymerase II. Bases 1 to 1443 code for a protein of 480 amino acids.
AUGGGAUUAUUGGAUGAUUUUGAGAAAGCUUUUGAUCCAAAAAAAAAUUUGCUACAGAUUAAUGAGGAUGAAGAUUAUGAUGGAACAUGGGCUUCAUCUUUAAAAAAACCUGACAUUGAUCUUGAUAAGGUCGAAGAAGUUUCACCAAAUCGUAGGAAAAUGAAAGAUUUAAAAUUGCUCGAUGAAACUGAUGAAAAGUAUAAAGGAACAAAAGUAUCAAGGAAAGAUAUUUUUGGUGAUGAAUGUGAACCAACAUUAAAAGGAAAAUUUUCUUCUGAUGACGAAGAAAUGGAUGAUGAGGAAGAGAUAGACGAUGAAGAAGAAGUAGAUGAUGAUGAAGAGGUAAAUGAUGAGGAGCAUGACAAUGAAAAUGUUAGUGAUGAGGAAGAAGAUAAUGAGGUUUCUGAAGAUGAAGAAGAUAAUAUUGUAUUAUUAAAUAAACCAACAGACACUUCUAAAAGUGAUUCUAUAAAACAACAGAUGACAAUAUGGGAUAAACUAAUGAGAGUAACCAUUAAAGCACAUUCAGCUAUGAGAGUUUUUAAUCAAUUACCAAGAGAUCAAGUAGCUAAAGAUUUGGAAAAUCAAAAAGAUGCUAAACAAAAUAUUUAUAAUUCUCGCCGAAACAUUUUAGAAGCAUUAAAAUUGUUAGUUGAUAUAGAAGGACAAAUGGUUAGUAAUUUAACUAAUAUUGAAGAUAGUGAUAAUGAAGAAAUCCCUAGUUCCGAUGAAGAAUCCGACAGUGACAAAGAAGAUACAAAUGAUAAGGAAGAAGAAUUUGGAGAUGAAGAGGAUGAAGAAAAUGAGGAAGAGAAUAGUAAUGAGGAAAUUGAAGAAGUAGAAAAAAAGGGUACAAGUGACAAUUUCAAAGUCAAAACAGGUAAAGGAUUCAAUUCCAAAGAAUUGGCUAAGAAAUUAAAAGACCGCCACAAUGUUCUCCAACCAUUCAGAACUGCAACAUUGAAAAAAUGGGAUGAAAAAACACGAUUAAUUUCUGUAAAAGCAAAACAAGAUUUUUCUAAAUUUAGCAGCAAUAUCAACAAACAAAUUGACAGGAUAAUGGCUGACAAAGCAAGAUUAUUACGUAAAAGUCAGACUAAACGUGGAGAUUGCAUAAGAAUAGGAGAUAGUUCUGAUAGUAAUUUUGAUGUUGAAAUAUUUGAUGAUACGGAUUUCUAUCAACUUCUUCUAAAAGACCUUAUAGAUAGAAAAACAAUUGAUACUAGUGAUCCAAUUCAAAUGAGUAAACAAUGGCUGGAAAUUGAGAAAUUAAGGCAAACUAAAAGAAAGAAAAAAAAUGUAAAUCAAAAAGCAUCGAAAGGUAGAAAAUGUAUGCUUGUAACUAUUCCUAAAUUAGUCAAUUUUUUCCCUGCACAACCUGAAACUGUCUCUUGGAGUAAUGAAAGGAGAACGGAACUUUUUAAAUCCUUGUUUGUUAAUUAA